AAUCUUAAAAAAAAAAAAAAAAGAAUGUACAGCCAUGCCCUUUGAGACUGUUGGCUUGCUUGCUAACUUUGUGUGCUGUGUGUAUGUCAUAUGAUCAAGUUCAAACCAUUUACGAUAAGCCGCCUCCUCCUAUGGUCGCCGUCCUCCCCUGAGCAACCACUGCUCACAGUUUCUUGUGGGCCACUGUGUAUCUGUUCUGUGCUUCCGCAGCAUUUCCACUUGGCACACACAGCUUGGUUUAAAUUUAUUCCUCCUAAAUGCGGAUUCCCUUCCCUAAGCAUCAAAAAACAAGUAAUUGGUGGUGUAUAUUUCAUGUUUCAGGUGAGGGGACAAAGACUGAGAAUGGGAAGGUGGUUGUAGAGACAGAUGCUCACGGAGGAGCGGAAUCAUCUGGGAAAGUGUCUGAACCUGUAGAACCUGGUCCUAAGGACCCUAACUUGGAACAGCAGCAGGUCAGGCCCACGGAGAAGACUGAGUGUAAAUGCUUAGAAUGUGGGGAGGGCUUCACCCAGAGCUCAGACCUGAUUGGACACGAAGGGACACACACAGAAGGAAAGCUCUGUGGCUCUGAGGCUUGUCAGAGCCCCAGGCCUGUGGCACAUCAGAAAGUCUGCUCAAGAGAGAAGGGUCAUCAGUGUCACGAGUGUGGGAAAGCCUUUCAGAGAAGUUCACACCUUGUCAGACACCAGAAAAUCCAUCUUGGCGAGAAGCCUUAUCAGUGCAAAGAGUGUGGAAAGGUCUUUAGCCAGAAUGCAGGCCUUUUGGAACACCUCAGGAUCCAUACUGGAGAGAAACCUUACCUGUGCAUCCACUGUGGGAAGAACUUCAGGCGCAGCUCCCACCUCAACCGACACCAGAGAAUUCACAGCCAGGAAGAGCCCUGUGAGUGCAAGGAGUGUGGGAAGACCUUCAGUCAGGCCCUUUUCCUCACGCACCACCAGAGAAUCCACAGCCACUCCAAAAGCCAUCGCUGUAACGAGUGCGGGAAAGCCUUCAGUUUGACCUCGGACCUCAUCCGCCAUCACAGGAUUCACACCGGAGAAAAGCCUUUUAAGUGUGCCAUAUGCCAGAAAGCCUUCCGACUGAACUCCCACCUGGCCCAGCACGUGAGAAUCCACAAUGAAGAAAAGCCCUAUGAGUGUAGUGAGUGUGGCGAAGCCUUCAGGCAGAGGUCGGGGCUUUUUCAGCAUCAGAGAUAUCACCACAAACACAGUCCGCCUUGAUGGGGCAUCCUGUCUGUGGGAACAUCAGGGACAGUACGUUGACAAGCAAGCAGCACUUUAGGAAGAGUCACUCCAGCCGGUUCGAGCCUCUGAGAACUCCAGGGGCCAAGCCGGAGGCUCUGCCCGUUCACGUGUGCUUAGGUGCAGAGCACAAUUAUUUGACCCUUGAUGGGACUAUGGGAACAAGCGGAACAGCAUUCUUCACUGCAGGACUUCUCUGAGCCUUUAACUUGGUAAACAUAUGAUUGCACACCUCCAAGUAGUAGAGACCCUCAUGAUGGGUGAGGACUUUGAAGUCAGCAGUGAGUCACCCAAGUACCUAUGGAUUUAUAGGCUUGAAUGGAGCCAGAGCAGGCCGAUACGUUUGCAUCUGCUACAGCAACAGCUAUAAAGUAAAACUAAAGAUGUUUGGAAAAUCCCACUCUCAAAGGGAUCUUAAAGUGCAGGUUAAGGUUGGCAUUUUCCCCUACUGGCUUUACUAACCACCCCUGCGGGCAUCCCCCCACCUUCCCCCACCUCAGUCAGCUGAAGCAUUUUAGAAAGCAAAGAAAAUUUAAUUCGACCACUUCUCACCCCAUUCUUGUCACAAUACUUCACUGAUUCGAGUUAGAAAUCAGGAUUUUAUUUCAAGUAUGGAAGAGACUUAAUAAGUCAUUUCAACGAGUAGUGCUGAGUUAAAUCAGGCAGCAGCUGUCUUGCUCGGUAACUCCAGUGCCAGGUUAGUGGCUCCUGCACAGAUGCUGUUUAAUAGGUGGAGAAAGAGAUUAGACAUUUUUCCUUAAAGAUUGAUAAUGCAACUUUAUUUUAUUUUUUUUAAAGAUUUUAUUUAUUUAUUUGAGA
This is a messenger RNA of Neogale vison (American mink), 2063 nucleotides long. It is a transcript of the gene ZSCAN26, whose product is annotated as zinc finger and SCAN domain containing 26. The record is from RefSeq and is a predicted model, not a curated record. NCBI's taxonomy places the organism in Eukaryota, Metazoa, Chordata, Mammalia, Carnivora, Mustelidae. Bases 258 to 1223 code for a protein of 321 amino acids. The transcript has a single exon. Gene Ontology annotation, biological process: regulation of transcription by RNA polymerase II. Gene Ontology annotation, molecular function: RNA polymerase II cis-regulatory region sequence-specific DNA binding; DNA-binding transcription factor activity, RNA polymerase II-specific.